GCACAGAUAUUAAUGCAAGUACGACCGAAUACGCAAAUAAAAUGUACGGUGACAAGGAACGACUCAAAUUCGAAGUGUUGGAUAUUCAAACAAAAAAUUUGCCGGAGAAGUAUAUUUCGAAAUUUGAUCAUAUAUUCUCAUUUUACACUUUGCAAUGGUGUCAUGACAUUCGCCAGACGUUUGAAAAUAUGUAUUGUAUGCUUCGACCUGGCAAAACUAUGCUGAUAUUAUAUAUAGUUCAUCAUAGUUUUUUUGAAGUUUCGAAAAUUAUGGCGCAAGAUGAGCGAUAUGCAUCGUAUAUGGGGGACAAAGCAAAGUAUGUUGGGUCACUUCAAUAUUCAAUCCAACCUCGUGAAGAGAUAAUAGAAAUACUUGAAAAUAUUGGAUUUCAAGUUAAUCAUUGCAGUCAUCGGAUAUUGAACUACAAGGAUAAUGCAGAAACAUUUCUAUCCAUGGUCACUUCACAAUGUACUUUUAACUUUUUGGACGACAUGCCGAAUAAUCUAAGAGUUGAAUUCAAGAAUGAAUUAGCACGUAAAUUUGCGGAAAUAAGAGCUAAAGAAUACGCAGAUAUUAUUCAAAAUAAUUUUAAGAUACAUAACGUAGAGAAGGAGAAAAAUAGAGAUGAUAUGCCUAUUGGAUUACUGCACUGAUAAUUUAUGCACAAAAAGUUUCAUAAUUGUAUGAAUGAUCUUCAUGAUUAAUACGACAAAAAUG
Molecule: messenger RNA, 717 nt
Organism: Nylanderia fulva
Lineage: Eukaryota; Metazoa; Arthropoda; Insecta; Hymenoptera; Formicidae
Product: juvenile hormone acid O-methyltransferase-like
Molecular function (GO): S-adenosylmethionine-dependent methyltransferase activity
Source: RefSeq, a predicted model, not a curated record